UGUCAUUUGACCCGAUGAUGUGCGUGUGGACAGUCUGUGUGGACGAAACUUAUAUCAGAGCUGCGGGGCUGAAGCUCUGCACCUCUAUUCAGAAUUCCGCUGGAAAUUUGGCUAAUUUUAGCAGCCCUGGCUAACCAGCCUGCAUCCUGACGCCGUCUACCGGAGUGCCGCUGAGCAAGCUGCUAUGAGCCAGUGGCGCGUGUUUACAGUGUCAGUGUAAUGUGAGGCCAUGCUCGCUCGGCCACCAUGGCCAGUGUCACGCUGCGGUACUUCUGUUACGGCUGCCUCGCCACCUCGGCCACCUGGUCUGUUCUCCUGUUCCUUUACUUCUCAAUGGGAGCGGAGCCUGGCCAUGGCAGGACCCCCCUACAGCACCGCAGCCAGCCCAUCACCAGAGGACUGGCCGACCACCGGAAGGGGCGUCGCCCUCUGCCAGCCAAUAAGGGGGCAGAGCUGUCACCAGAGAUGGGGAUGAUUUUCAAUGAAGCAGAUCAGGAGGUCAGAGACGCCGGAUACCACAGACACGCCUUUAACGUCCUUAUCUCGACCCGGCUGGGCCAUCACAGAGAGCUACCCGACACCAGAGACCCCCGGUGUAGAGAAAAAUCCUAUCCUCUGGCUCUACCUUCUGCCAGCGUAGUGAUCUGUUUCUUCAAUGAGGCAUUCUCCGCCUUGCUUAGGACGGUCCACAGCGUACUGGACCGAACGCCGGCCUACCUGCUGCAUGAGAUCAUCCUGGUGGAUGACCACAGCGAGCUUGAGGAGCUGAAGGACAACCUGGAUCGCUACGUCACAGAGGAGCUACAGGGGAAAGUGAAACUGGUGAGGAACCAGAAGAGGGAAGGACUCAUCAGAGGACGCAUGAUCGGAGCCUCUCAUGCUACCGGUGAGGUCCUGGUCUUCCUGGACAGCCACUGUGAGGUGAACCAGGCGUGGCUGCAGCCUCUGUUGGCCCCCAUCCAGAAGGACCACCACACCGUCGUCUGCCCCGUCAUCGACAUCAUCUCCGCUGACACGCUUGCAUACUCGCCUUCCCCCAUCGUCCGAGGGGGCUUCAACUGGGGGCUGCACUUCAAGUGGGACCCCGUCCCCCCCUCUGAGCUCAACGGGUCCGAUGGAGUGUCUGGACCAAUCAGGUCUCCCACCAUGGCCGGAGGGCUGUUUGCCAUGAACAGGAAGUACUUCAAUGAGCUCGGCCAAUACGACGCUGGAAUGGACAUCUGGGGUGGGGAGAACCUGGAGAUCUCCUUCAGGAUCUGGAUGUGUGGCGGUCAGCUGCUCAUCAUUCCCUGCUCCAGAGUCGGACAUAUUUUCAGGAAGAGACGGCCCUACGGCUCGCCAGGAGGACAGGACACCAUGGCUCACAACUCUCUGCGGCUGGCGCAUGUGUGGAUGGACGAGUACAAGGAGCAGUAUCUGUCUCUACGUCCGGAGCUACGUGACCGGAGCUACGGCAACAUCAGCGAGCGCGUAGCGUUGAGGAAGCGGCUGCAGUGUCACUCGUUUCGCUGGUACCUGGAAACAAUCUACCCUGAGAUGCAGACUGUUGCCCACGGCAACAAGCAGCAGCCACUGUUCAUCAACAAAGGCCUGAGACGGCCCAAAGUCCUGCAACGAGGACGGCUCCGUAACCUAGCAACUGGUCGUUGUCUGAUGGCCCAGGGCCGAGCGAGUCAGAAGGGUGGAACUGUUGUCCUGCGACCGUGUGACUCCCGAGACCCUGAACAGGAUUGGGCCUAUGAUGAAGACGGGCAGCUGGUUCUCGCAGGUCUGCUGUGUCUGGACGUAUCGGAGGUCAGGACCUCUGACCCUCCCAGACUGAUGAAAUGUCACGGCUCAGGGGGCUCUCAGCAGUGGAGCCUAGGGAAGUCUAACCGGCUCUACCAGGUCUCAGUUGGUCAGUGUCUUGCUGCCUCUCAGCCAGUUGGGCCAAAGGGUUACGUUUCCGUGGCGAUAUGUGAUGCCUCGCAGGAGCAGCAGUGGCAGCUGGAAGGAUGAUGAGGAUAUGUUUAGUUUUGAAGACAAUCAGGAGGAAAAUGUUUUAAAUGUUUUAGUUUCCAAAGAAAUUCGGACCGUUUUAUCGUCUCUGUGUUUAAACAUCCUGGAAGAUCCUGGAACACUUUUAGCAGGAAGGAUUGCAGUAUUACACCAUGGCCACAGGGGGGAUCUUCUGAGUUUCAGACCCAAAGACCAUGAACAUGUCAUAAUGACCUGGAAAGUCCUGGAGUUGACACUGCAGCUUUUGUUUUUAUUUAAAGUGAUGAUCCUGAGAGCUGCACACUACAGGAACAUCAUCACACCUGCGGCUGUGUUUUAAGUUUGUCAUCAUGUCAUUUUUAAUAAAUCUUCCUCACCUGAACCUUCCAUCAGACAUUCGCAGCAGCGGCCAUUUUCACCUUUUCCUCAGAAACUGAGUGUCCUGAGUGUUUUGGAGGAUCAGGGAGCAGAUCUGAACCAUGAACACACACUUCUAUGUGAGGUUAAAACUCCUCACCUCUCCAUCACCAGCAGCAUUCACAUUUUUAUCAUGUAAACCAAAUCUGUCAGCAAUAUGUCUGUUUGAACUUCACUCCAUGAUUAAAUGCACAAGAUUAAUAAAAAAAAAAUCCGAUCUGAGACUCUGAGCAGCUGCAUCAUCAGCAACCAUUUCUAAUUACUAUCAGGAGCUCCUCAAACUCAAAGGAUCCUGUUUCCAGAUCACAUCAUAAAAUGGCCUUCAUUCAGGGAAAUUUCAGCAAUGCUUUGUGUUGUACCCACAAUGCUUUGCACUCACACGCACAGUGCAGACGAAGAUUGAGGUUAGUUUGUGCAAUAUGAAU
Molecule: messenger RNA, 2819 nt
Organism: Melanotaenia boesemani (Boeseman's rainbowfish)
Lineage: Eukaryota; Metazoa; Chordata; Actinopteri; Atheriniformes; Melanotaeniidae
Gene: galnt11
Product: UDP-N-acetyl-alpha-D-galactosamine:polypeptide N-acetylgalactosaminyltransferase 11 (GalNAc-T11)
Exons: 12
Coding region: 247-1998 (583 amino acids)
Biological process (GO): regulation of Notch signaling pathway
Cellular component (GO): Golgi apparatus
Molecular function (GO): Notch binding
Source: RefSeq, a predicted model, not a curated record